This is a messenger RNA of Exophiala xenobiotica, 933 nucleotides long. RefSeq lists its product as uncharacterized. Gene Ontology annotation, molecular function: hydro-lyase activity. Lineage: Eukaryota; Fungi; Ascomycota; Eurotiomycetes; Chaetothyriales; Herpotrichiellaceae. The record is from RefSeq and is a predicted model, not a curated record. The transcript has a single exon. Bases 1 to 933 code for a protein of 310 amino acids.
AUGACCUGGCCAGCAUUGCCAGCACGGGCCGGCUAUCUGGCACUCAAAAAUCCCAAGCGACGGAAUGCAUUGUCGCUGGCGGUUUUGAGAGAGUUGCGUGAUCAGCUUCUGGCAUACAACACAUCCCCCGUCGAUGGCAAGUUACGGAUUUUACCUCCCUUCAAGCCUGGCAUCCUUGACGAGCUCGAAAGUGCUGCGAAGCACAAAGACUCGAAAGCAAGCGAAGAGUACGGCUGGCUUCUUGAUUCUGUAGAAUGGCAAAGGCAUCGAAAAGGUCUUCCCAAUGUUGUUGUUCUGCGCAGUGAAGGACCGGUGUUUUGUUCGGGGCAUGACUUGGGAGAACUACGGACAUUGAGCCACGAUGAAGUCAAAGAGACGUUCCGCUUGUGCGGCGAGAUCAUGUCUCUAAUCAGACGGUCGCCAGCACCCGUCAUCGGGGUAAUUCAAGGCCUCGCAACAGCGGCUGGUGCACAACUGGCACUUACAACAGAUCUGCCCAUCGCUUGUGCCGGCACGCAAUUUCGAUUACCUGGAGCGACAAUCGGCCUGCCCUGCACCUCACCCUCAACAGCGGUCUCUCGCAGACUGGGACAUGCUUUCACAUAUAGAAUGCUCGUUCUAGCCGAGCCUGUUCGUGCCGACCAAGUACCUGGAGGAGCCGUUGAUACUGUGGCAGAUGAAGCUGCAUUGGAGGCAAGGGUAGAGCGAAUUGUCAAACAACUUUCAGAAAACACUGCGGCGCAGCCACAAGCAUUGGGCAAAUGGGCAUACUGGACGCAGUUGUCACUAAAUGGUCAACAAUCUGGUGGUGAUGGAUAUGAAGAUGCUGUGCAAUGGGCUGGAAGAGUGAUGGCUCUCCACGCCCAGGCGGAUGAUGCGAGGGAAGGCAUGAAUGCUUUCUUUGAGAAACGGACACCCGAAUGGAAACUGUGA